UGUUUUCUAAUAGCUUCGUACUCCGAAAGUAGAGGUCAAAGUAAUAUAACUCUUGAUAAGUCACAGAGCUGUCGUCAAGUUGGGGUCAAAUUUAGUCACAUGAUGUGGCUCAGCGUCUCUUCCAUAUCAGAUUUCCCUUUCACAAUUGUAAGAGAAUUGAGUGGAGAAGUUGCUAAGGUUAUUUUGUAAAGCAUAAGGAUAAUAGUACAUAUAAAAAUCAAGGUCUAAAAGAAAUGGGGGCCCACCAUUGGGUCCUUGGGCCCAUCAUCACUUUAAUGUUAGCAGUAGCAGCAGCAAGGCCACCUAAAUGUGAACAGCCUCCUUUAUGGUCCAUCGAUGGCCGUCAACCAUUGGUGGAAUCUAAAGGAAACGUGACUGUACUUGCAUUGCUACAAGCUUCUUGACAGUUCUGUCUGCUGCAGGCUCGAAGCCUCGAGUUCUUGCAGCGACACUUUAGUAACCACGGUAUGGAUGACAUCAAUUUCAUGAUUGUGAACUCAAAUCUGCAGCAUGCAGUUUUGCUUAGAAGAGAACUGGAGAAUCGUGUUUCCUUCGACGUUUUCCAAGACAACCAUGAAGUUAAUGUUUGGAACAAAAUGGAAGGUGGAAAGGACGACGUCUACAUCUACGACAGGUGUGGUAGGUUAGCAUAUUUCAUUCCUUACCCACUGAGUGUUAUGGCUUCUGCUGAUAGCCUAGUACCAAAGGCAAUUAUAGCUACAUACCUUCGAAGUCCAUGUGGCGACACUUGUGAAGGAAAUAGCUCUUUUGCAGACAAUGAAGUUAUAGACCCUUCAAACAAUGCAACUUCCAACACUGGAAUGGAACAACAAAAUAGUACACAUUCUCACCAUUCCAAUGAAACAAACGACAUUCCAACCAAUGAAACAGAUCCUUCAAGAAACAACAUUGUUAAUUUAUUUUUUAAUACUUCAAAUAAUAGUUCAUCUACAGACACUUUAAAUAAUCAAGACGUUAUUGAAAGUAACCAAACAACGUCCAACGACAGUAGUUCUCAAAACGUCCCUGCGAAAAAUGGUAGGUGUUUAGAGGCUGACAUUCAAGUUUGCAGUGAUUAUUCCAAACGAAGACUGUUGCGGAUCCAAUCUUGUUGUUUGUCAGAAAAUAGAGAAGAUUUGGCCUGCAGAAGCUUCACGCCGAAGCGAUGCAAAAAGAUGCAAACUGUCAUCAAGUGUUGCAUCAAAACCACCAUUUCUGAUACGACGACUGCUGCCAGUGCAGAUGAAUUCGAGACAGCCACUACCACAGAAGCGCUUGAACAGGCAGAAACAUCCACGGAUUCUGAAAAUAGCAUACGGACUGGAGCGAGCAUGUGACAAAAUGCUCCCUGACAGCCCGAGUCGGGACCGCUUAACGAUCCCGAUUCUCAAAGACCGUCUGAAUCAAACAUGUGAGAAAAUGCUCCAUGACAAAACGAGUCAGGGCCUGCUAACGGUCCCGAUUCUCAAAGGCCGUCUGAAUCAAACAUGUGAGAAAAUGCUCCAUGACAAAACGAGUCAGGGCCUGCUAACGGUCCCAAUUCUCAAAGGCCGUCUGAAUCAAACAUGUGAGAAAAUGCUCCAUGACAAAACGAGUCAGGUCCUGCUAACGGUCCAAAUUCUCAAUCAGAAUCGAACUUGUAAGAAAAUCCUCCCUGACACCAAUAUUAGAAAAUUAGUUUUUGUCAUAGUGCAUAAAGAAAGACAGUUCUGGAAUGAAGUAUUUGGAAAUUGUUCUGGCGAUUUUUUCAUAUAAAACAAUUCAACUACAAUUCAACCCUCUGAACUAUACCUUCAAAUGAUUUGAACAAUUGGCAGCAACUGUUUCAUUAGAUUUUUGAAAAUGUUUUUGUUUAACUUAAACAGUUGUUUAACUUAUUAGCAUUUGAAGACAGAUUAUUUUUUAAAACUUUACAAUGGUGAUAAUACCAUGUUCAUUAUUUGAAUUAUCAAAACAUUUAUAUCCUCUCAUAAUAUAUUCAUUGUAAAAAUAAUACUAAUAUGGAUAUGCAGCAGUUAUGUAGAGGUUCUUUUUAUUUAAUCAAAUGUGUUAGUUGACAGAAAAAAAUAUUCAUUCAGUUAAAAUAUAACCGUAUUACCAUGUUUUGAAUAUCAGCGUUUUUGAGUAUCUACGCAAUAUAAGUUAGAAUUAUUUAUGUAAUAAACUACUAAUAAAAAAUUAUAUUUUUACAUUAGAUUCUGUAAUACUAAACUUGCUAUUUAACACAUACUUAAAACUAACCUUCAUUUUAGUGAAAUUGUAAUUUAAGAAUUUUACAACUAAAUAUCAACUAAUGUAACUUUAAAUGCAAUGACAGUUUUGGUAAUGUAAUAGCUGCGGCAAUCAAUUUCAAAUUGAAGAAAAACAAUCUUUUGGAUUACGUAACAAAACAUAACGGGAAUAAAAUAAAGCCUAAAAUAAAAGUUUUAUCUAUUUUUUUUUUAAGAAACCGAACUAUUUGACAAAUACUUCGUAUUUCCUAGAAUGUUAGAAAAUCUUCAAGGAAUGUUGUAAAUGAAAACGACGAACGAAAUCUGAAAGGAGGUUCUUUGUUUGAUGGCUUUUGCACUCCAAUGAAGGUAUUUCUAAAAUUGGAAAUAAAUCCAGAACAAACACAGGUGGGGAAUCAUAUAUCCAAGCAAACUAAACACACAUAUAAACUUAUGUGAGAGAUGAGUAGUGAUUGAAAAAUAAAACUUUUCCUCGACUAUUUUAAUAAAAAUAUAAGUAAGAUAUUUUAAGUUGUUCUAAUUUUGAUUUGAAAAGUAUAUGACGGCUUAAAAAUCUCAAAAUUCAAAGAGAGUGAAGAUUAAAGUAAUGGAAUAUAAAGCAUAUACUUAAUUUUAUCAGAUUUUUGUUUGUGUCAAUGAAAAAAUAUAUUUCAAUGUAGCUAAUACAAAGUAUUAUUUAUUAACUAAAAUUUAACUAUAAUAAGUUCAGUAAAUAUUAGUGUGUGUUCAUUUCAAUACCCGCGUGCUUCAUUUUUAAAGUAUCAUAUAUAAUAAAUUUUUAAAAAAAAUGAUAAGUCUGUAUGUUUAGAUGUAAAAAUUGUCUUUAACAUUUAUUAAAAAAAAACUAUGUAUGUUCGUGUCAAUGUAAUAAUGUAAUAAUGUUAUAAUGUGUUAUGUUAUUAUGUUUAACUGUCUUUCUACAGAAAGAUUUUCAAUUUUAUUUAAUGUAAUUUUUUUUAAAUUCUGGAUUUUUGUAAAAUAUAGAAAAUCAACAUUAUUAUACACUGAUGUAUUGAUAUCAAUAUAUAAUAGGUAACACUAUAUUGAUAAUAUGAUGAAAAAUAAUUCAAACGUGCAGUGCAAAAGGUAUGAUUUGUUUUAAAACUAAGUUUAUUUCUCAAUUAUGAAGUUCCCAAAUGAAAUAUCAGAUAAGUUUGGGGACUGAUGAAAUAAGAAAUAAAAUUUUGAGAAAAUUGUGACUACCUUUGUAAAUAUUGAAUGUAUACAAUAUUUUAUUUGUUAGAAUAACUUUGUAAAAGCAAAUAUGAUAGUUAAAUAAUAAAUUUUUAUUAUGA
Messenger RNA from Parasteatoda tepidariorum (common house spider), 3526 nucleotides. RefSeq lists its product as uncharacterized. Gene Ontology annotation, biological process: selenium compound metabolic process. Gene Ontology annotation, cellular component: extracellular region. NCBI's taxonomy places the organism in Eukaryota, Metazoa, Arthropoda, Arachnida, Araneae, Theridiidae. The record is from RefSeq and is a predicted model, not a curated record. Gene Ontology annotation, molecular function: selenium binding.